ACGCGCAGUGCCAAGGGCAAGAUGGCGGCGCUGAGGGCGCUCGGGUGGCUCCGGGGGGCACCUUCGGGGCUGCGGGCGGCGGCGAGGCUGGGCCCGGCCCCGGUGCGGUCGGCGUGGCAAUGGCAGCCCGAUGUGGAGUGGGCGCAGCAGUUCGCGGGGGCCGUCAUGUACCCGAGCAAAGAGACCGAGAAGUGGGUGCCGCCACCCUGGAACGACAAGGACCCGGUGGCUCACAGGAAGGUCUCCAGUUUAACCAUCAACUUCGGGCCGCAGCACCCGGCGGCGCACGGCGUCCUGCGCCUCGUCAUGGAGCUCAGCGGGGAGUCGGUCAAGCGCUGCGACCCCCACAUCGGCCUCCUGCACCGCGGCACCGAGAAGCUCAUCGAGUACAAGACCUACCUGCAGGCUCUGCCUUACUUCGACCGCCUCGACUACGUGUCCAUGAUGUGCAAUGAGCAGGCCUAUUCCUUGGCCGUGGAAAAGCUGCUCAACAUCCGCCCGCCGCUGCGGGCCCAGUGGAUCCGGGUGCUCUUCGCCGAGAUCACGCGCCUGCUCAACCACAUCAUGGCCGUGACCACGCACGCGCUGGACAUCGGCGCCAUGACCCCCUUCUUCUGGAUGUUCGAGGAGAGGGAGAAGAUGUUCGAGUUCUAUGAGCGCGUGUCGGGAGCGCGGAUGCACGCUGCCUACAUCCGCCCCGGGGGGGUGCACCAGGACCUGCCCUUAGGGCUGAUGGAUGACAUCUAUGAGUUCGUGAAAAACUUCUCCAUCCGGAUAGAUGAGGUGGAGGAGAUGCUCACCAACAACCGCAUCUGGAAGAACCGCACCGUCGACAUCGGUGUCGUAACAGCAGAGGAGGCUCUGAACUACGGCUUCAGUGGGGUCAUGCUCCGGGGCUCGGGAAUCCAUUGGGAUCUCCGGAAGACCCAACCCUACGACGUCUACGACCAAGUGGAGUUCGACGUCCCCAUCGGUUCCCACGGCGACUGCUAUGACCGGUACCUGUGCCGCGUGGAGGAGAUGCGCCAGUCGCUCCGCAUCAUCCUGCAGUGCCUCAAUAAGAUGCCCGAGGGCGAGAUCAAGGUGGAUGAUGCCAAGAUCUCGCCACCAAAGCGGGCAGAGAUGAAGACCUCCAUGGAGUCCUUGAUCCAUCACUUCAAGCUCUACACCGAGGGCUACCAAGUGCCCCCCGGGGCCACCUACACGGCCAUCGAGGCCCCCAAGGGGGAAUUCGGUGUGUACCUGGUGUCCGACGGCAGCAGCCGCCCCUACCGCUGCAAGAUCAAGGCACCGGGGUUCGCUCACCUGGCCGGGCUGGACCGCAUGUCCCAGGGCCACAUGCUGGCGGACGUGGUGGCCAUCAUCGGCACACAGGACAUCGUCUUUGGUGAAGUGGACCGGUGAAGCGACAGCCCCAGCUCCUUGUGCCCCAUUGGGGGGGCCUGGUUCCCGCCCCCCCACUGCACCCCCUUUUCCUCUGCUGCCAUUAAUAA
Pezoporus occidentalis (night parrot) is the source of this 1493-nucleotide messenger RNA. It is a transcript of the gene NDUFS2, whose product is annotated as NADH:ubiquinone oxidoreductase core subunit S2. Gene Ontology annotation, molecular function: quinone binding; NAD binding; oxidoreductase activity, acting on NAD(P)H. The coding region runs from base 22 to 1404 and encodes 460 amino acids. NCBI's taxonomy places the organism in Eukaryota, Metazoa, Chordata, Aves, Psittaciformes, Psittacidae. The transcript has 14 exons. The record is from RefSeq and is a predicted model, not a curated record. Gene Ontology annotation, biological process: mitochondrial electron transport, NADH to ubiquinone.